Anopheles funestus (African malaria mosquito) is the source of this 2013-nucleotide messenger RNA. RefSeq names its product alpha-protein kinase 1-like. Lineage: Eukaryota; Metazoa; Arthropoda; Insecta; Diptera; Culicidae. The transcript has 3 exons. Bases 1 to 2013 code for a protein of 670 amino acids. The record is from RefSeq and is a predicted model, not a curated record.
AUGAUGCUAGCGGCGGCAGCAGCAACGGCUGCAUCGGCAGCGACAUCCAACAGUUGCAGCAGUAUAAGCAAUGAGCCCAGUUAUAGUAUUAGCAAAAUCGGAACCACACCUAUCAACCAUACCAACGGUCAUGCCACCGCUGACGUGGCAACGCUGAACGCAAACGCACCCGUUUCGGUUGCAACUUCAUCGCCACCAGCGUCCACCUCAUCGUCCUGCUCGCUGGUAGGCAAUGCCAACGCGCAAAUUGUAUCACCAUCGGGUGCGAUCAUUUUUGACGAGAUGCAGCUGGUACCGCCGAACCAGGAUGUGGUUCUACCGCCCGGUAAACCUAGCUCCAACCUCAUUGUGAGCGGUGCGGUAACGGGCGUUACGCUCCGUUCCGUACCAACAACGGCUAACGCGACGGAACCCGUUAACCCACUGCUGGUAGCUGCCUCGAUGGGUCCGAAAACAUCAACGACAGCUUCCACUACUACUGCUGCGGUAAGCAUAAUUCCACCCGUAGCUGUGCAACAAACAACUAAGCAACAGCAACAACAGCAAAUACGUCAUGUAAAGCUAAAUAUUACCCAACCACCUUUAAGCGGUGCUGUAACAAGUGGGAAAUUAGUAUCCACAACUGAUGCUGGGACAGGUUCACGUAAAGCUACUGGUGGUAGCACUGUUUCUACAGGCGUAAAUCGUACGAUAUUGACGGCUGGCAGUAAGAUUGAUGGUGGUUCUCAAAACGACACACCACCGCAACGGAUUGCUGCUGUUCACAAUCUAGCGCAAGUUGAUGUACCGACACAUAUGCAAGCUUCAAACGUAGUAGUAGGACCUGUUAUCGUCAAUGGAGCAAACAGUACGAUGGUGGGAAAUGUUGCAGCAAGCAAGGUACCCGGUGGCGAAGAAUCAAAUGUUGUGUACUAUCCUACAGCACAGCAACAUCGUUUAUCGAAACAACCAGCAGAACAACAACAACAACAACAACAACAGCGCCAUCAACCACAGGAACCGCAACGCGUGAUGAAGCAACUCGCAGAACAUUGUUCAGAAAAGUCAACUAUGGAACGAACCAAACAGCAGCAACAGCAACAAAAGCAACAACAGAAACAAGUCCCGUCGAAGCAACAUCUCUAUCAUCACAGCGCUGUGGGGCAUAACCAACAACAUCAGCAACAAUCGGCAGUGGCUGCAGCAGCAGCAACAGUGGCAAUGCUAGCACAGCAACAACAGCAUCAACACCAGCAACAUUAUCCACCAACACCAACGGUUGCUGUCUCCUCGCAGGCACUUAGUCAACUGUCGACCGCACCAGCAACAAUACCUGUAGCCGGUCUCGGUGCAAACCACACACAUGCUCAUCACCACUCACACACCCAUCUGUUUACGCAUGCACAGCAACAACAGCAGCAGCAGCAACAGCAACAACAUUCCGUCGUCCCGCUACCGCCCGGUAACGGUUACGGUUUAACCACUGGCCCGAUGCAACAGCACCGACAGCAGCAAUUUUUGCAGCAACGUCAACAACAACAAUCGGCGGGUCCACCACAGGGUGCGGCACAGUUACCACUGCCCAUGCCCACACCGGCCGGUACCGGCACAAUGCAGCCGGGGAUGAUGCCUACCCUGCAUCAUCCUGCCCAGCAGCAGCAACCACCGCAGCCUCCUCCGCCCCCACCACCACAGCAUCAUUUGCCGCAUCUUCACCAUAUGCAUAAGCAGCUGCCACCAUGUCCACCGCAUCCGCUCACGCAAAUGACGACGCAACCGCAACACAACCCACAGCAACAUCAGCAGCAGCAGCAACUUUUCCACAUCAACCUGAACGUCAACCAUCACGUCAUUUCCACACCGAUCGUGGUCGAUUUCUCGAACAUGACGGUAAACUGUGUGCAGUUGCAGGAGGCACAGCAUCCGAACCCGAUCGCUGCGGCCGCCGCCGCCAUGGCCGCUGGGUACGGGGCGGCUGCAGCUGCUGCUGCCUCCGUACCGGCAGCAAUCAGUGCCCGACCCGGUGCCAAGUGA